Adineta steineri is the source of this 426-nucleotide messenger RNA. The record is from the annotation of a GenBank genome assembly. Lineage: Eukaryota; Metazoa; Rotifera; Eurotatoria; Adinetida; Adinetidae.
AUGAGUGCACCUUGUAGUCUUGAACAUUGUCAUACGAAUUUAUUUGCUCUGCAAAGUUUAAAUGAUAUGAAAUGGAAAUGUUUUCGACGAGCAUUAAAUUAUCGUUUAGAACCAAAUCAUUAUAAAGAUCCUGUUUUAAUUCAAUAUUGGAAUGUAUUACGGACUGAUACAUUAUGUGCAUGGAGACGUGUUUUAACGGAUGAUGGACAAAAAACAGAAAAAGAACUUUGGUUAUUUGGAAUCAAUGAAGAUUUACCAUCGGAAUUACCCAAUUUAAGACCUAUGCACCAAGCAAAUGGAUCAUGGAGUGAGAAUGCUUUAUCCUAUGAUUGUCGAUCAAUGUUAUUUAAAGCAUUACAUAAUAUGAUUGAAAAAUAUUUAUUAUCAAAAGGUUUUGCUCGAUUAAAUAAAUGGUUUGUGUUACCA